Apis florea (little honeybee) is the source of this 1499-nucleotide messenger RNA. RefSeq lists its product as uncharacterized. Gene Ontology annotation, cellular component: axonemal microtubule; centriole; cytoskeleton. NCBI's taxonomy places the organism in Eukaryota, Metazoa, Arthropoda, Insecta, Hymenoptera, Apidae. The record is from RefSeq and is a predicted model, not a curated record. Gene Ontology annotation, molecular function: microtubule binding.
AAUUAUUAAAAUAAUUGAUUUAAUACUAACUUCGAAGCAUGGUUUGCUAAAUUAUAUGUUUUACUGAAGUUGCAAAAUGUGACGUAGGGGUUGACGUUUGCAACAAUCUUAUCAUUUUAUAUUAUUGUAUUUUAUAUGUUACAUAUCUUUUGAGAGAUUUAUUAAUCGGAAACGUAAAUCUCUAUCUUGUUGAUUAAAAACCGAAAGAAACAAGGAAAUUAUCAUUAUUAUGUAAAAUAAUCAAGUAAAAAAUACAAAAUGGAAGUAAUCGAGAUUAAUACAAAACAGCAACUUCGAACACCAAGAUGCGAGAAAUCAGAAUGUCCAUGUGACAUAAAAGUAACAAAUCUGCUAAUUUUUCUAUUAUUAAAAUGAUGAAAUCGAUUAUUAUAUAGUUAUAUCAUUAAUAUUAUGCGUAUUUAGUGUAAAAGAAGAUAUGUUCAACCAUCACGAACAAAAUCAUUCGCCCCCGUAAGAACGUAUCAUCCACCUUCAAAGUUAUUUGAAACUAAUACAACAUAUCAUUUGUCAUAUUUAAAUGUGGAUGAUGCGGAAAUGCGACGCAGCCGAUCUCAACCCAUCCGACCCAAACCUGCUCUCGUUAAAUCCGAUGCUCGUUUUCUCGCUGAAACGACUAAUCAAUUAAGUUACAAACUUAUUGAAGCUGUGCCUAAAACGAAACCAAUUUUGCCCAAACAUAGGUAACAGAUUCAGAAAAUUAUGUUAAAUCGAAUUAAAAAAAAUUCCUUAAAUUUCAACAGUUUUAACGAAGAAAUUAUUUCUUCAAUAUUAGACCGAUGAUUGGAACUGGUCCAAUGGAUUCUAUUACAACGGUUCGUCAAGAUUACCCGCGUAAAUACGUAGAGAAACAAGAACUUAUAGUGCCAUGCGGGAAUAUUCGUUUGAGUAGAGGCAAAUUGGAGGAUAAUACCACAGCAAAACUUUCUUAUAUGGAUCCAGGUUCUACUGAACCGACAAUUAACUUCAAACCGAUAUCGGUUUAUUGUCCACCUAGUGAACCAAUUUUUGACGAUACUACGCAUAAAUUAAGUUAUCAACCUGUUCCUAUUCAAGAAAGAGAUAUAUAUUCUUGGCAACAAAAACCAAUUUACAAGUAUAUAUUAUAUUUUAAAAAACUUCUUAUUAUUUUUGUAUCUUCAAUUUACAAUUCACGAAAUGUUUAUAGACCUCCAGAUAUUGCAAUGUGUGCAAAAACAACGUAUUCUGAAAGUUAUUUGAAAAACGAAGAAUCAUGCUUAGAAAAACCUAUAGUGCCCUGUCCUGCCAACGUAUUUCCUUAUGGCGGUGAAUUUCACGAUAAAACUAUUUACAAAGAAAGCUAUUUGGAAUCGACCAUUGAUCGCGUGGAACCGAUUAUUCCUUGCAAUGCUAUCACGAAAGCUGACGGCAAGAUAUCGGCAGACACAACGAACAAAGUAUAUUACAAUGACAUUCAAUAUUUUCCAUUAACUUCUUCCAUUUCUUCCGCAAUUGUUACU